AUGGAAGGAGAAGAAGGUGGAGAUAUGCCACCAUUCUGGCUAAAUAACAUCUCAACUUCAAAUUUCAACAACCGUAACCGGCGGCGAUCUUCGUCGGCGUCGAAUUUCCUUACGAAUUCGGGGUUUUUAAUCAUAAUUUUGACAAUUAUAGCACUGUUUCUAAUCUUCAUCGUAGUUCCAUCAUUUCUUUCAUUCACUUCUCAAUACGUAAAGCCCCAUUUGGUGAAGAAAAAUUGGGAUAGUCUGAAUAUUGUUUUGGUGUUCUUUGCUAUAAUUUGUGGGUUUCUCAGUAGAAGAACUGCCGAUGAUAUCCCGGCAUCCGCUUCUGGCAAUGGGUUUUCGAGUUUGUCGUCGGAGCGGGUAUUGGCGGAGGAGGAUGAGCCAAUUCAACAACUACACCACCAAAAUCAUCUCCGGUAUCGGCCUAUGGAGGCGGAUCAACCGUGGAUUGGAUACUCUAAUGUAAAUCCGAUGAUGUACAGUUCAAUGGAUAAUCUGAGUAAUUUAUCAUCUGCUUCUAGUAAUGUCACGGGAGGAAUGAGGAGGAAUAGUAGUUCAUAUCCUGAUCUCCGGCAAGAAUCAUUGUGGAAUCCGGAACCGGAGAGCCGAAGAUUUUACGACGAUAUCAAUAUAGAUGGAUAUCAGUAUGGAGGUGAGCUAAAUUAUCUUCAUCGACGUCACCCAUCAGAUCCAAUUCCCGCUCCGGAGCCAACUGAGUAUCGAUAUGGUGAAUCAAAUUAUCUUCUUCACCACAAUUCAGCUUCUGUUCCGGCAAGAGUGCCGGAAUCUGACGAUACUAAAUACUUCAGAGAUAUAAAAACUAUACCUGUGGAUACAUUUGUGGUUCGUCAACAAGAAGUCUCAUUACCGGAACCACCACCAGUAGCAGAACCAACAGAAAAACCACCACCACAACGAUCGCCAGAAAAAACACCACUAUCGCCUGAGAAACCACCGCAACCGCCACGACCAUCCACGGCGGCGGAGACUAGAAGAAAAGAACGAGCAGAGAGACGAGCAUUUCGGUCUAUCGAACGUAGAGAGAAACCGGUUGAAGAAAAGAAAGAUUUGGAAACUGAAAAGGUUCAAACACAACCUUUAAUUCCACCACCAUCUCCACCUCCACCACCACCACCACAACCAGCGGAACCGUCGAAAUCAGAGCAGAAGAGUGCUAAAAGUGAAAGAAAAAGAAGUACUAGUGCAGCAAAAGAGAUAAAGAACACUUUUACUUCACUAUACAAUCAAAGAAAGAACAAGAAAAAGAACAAACAGAAGAGUAAAGAAAGUUUUGACGAUAUGUUCCAUCAAAUGUUUGAAGAACCAGCAUCUCAAUCUUAUGUGGGUCCACCACCAUCUCCGCCACCUCCGCCACCACCUCCCCCACCUCCUUCAUCAGUUUUUCAUCAACUAUUCAAAAAGAGCAGCAAAACAAAGAAAAUCCAUUCCGACUCUGUCCCACCACCUGCACCUCCACCACCUCCAGCAAAACCAUCUCGUUCCUCCAAAAGAAGAGUUCAAAAUCAAGACCCAUCUCCACCAACGCCAGAAAUCACCCCGCAGCCAGUCCAGUCACCGCCAAAACGAGAAUCAUCUCGGCGCAAAAAACCCUCCACAGCGGGUAAACCACCGUUGCCAACAUCCAGAAGUUCAAAUGCUUAUUUCCCAAGUGAUGAAUUAUAUCCCAACAGUGGCAACCAAUCCCCAUUAAUUCCAAUGCCGCCACCUCCACCACCACCGCCAUUCAAAAUGUCAGCAAUGAAGUUCGUUGUUCGCGGCGACUUCGUCAGAAUCCGAAGCCGGACUUCUGGUAACGGGUCAACUGAAUCGUUAGAUGAAGCACCAUCAGCUCAAGAAUCACCAAUGGAUACACCGAUUAGUACACCAAGGAUUAUGGAUAAUGCUACUGACGGAGAAUCAUCAAUUCCUUCAUCGCCAUUCUGUCCAAGUCCUGAUGUUGAUUACAAAGCUGACAGUUUCAUUGCUAGAUUUAGAGCUGGAUUGAAAAAUGAGAUUUAA
Molecule: messenger RNA, 2019 nt
Organism: Papaver somniferum (opium poppy)
Lineage: Eukaryota; Viridiplantae; Streptophyta; Magnoliopsida; Ranunculales; Papaveraceae
Product: formin-like protein 20
Exons: 1
Coding region: 1-2019 (672 amino acids)
Source: RefSeq, a predicted model, not a curated record